AUGUACGCUGUGUGUGCUGAGCUCGUGACGGGUCGUGCAUUAGCCAGUCUUCACGCUACGGAUGAAGAAUUCCAAAAUCAUGAUCCAUGUCCCUGCAGGAAAGCGCACGUACACGAGCACAAACCGAGCAUGAGCACGAGCACCAGCACAUGCGACAUUAUCACCGGAAAAGCACGUUCACAUCACGUCACCGUCGAAUUAAGCGAGAGCGAGAAAUUCCAGCUCAAGAGUUCAGAGCUUAACCACACUUCUAUUGCGGACCGGCCCCUAUAUUUUUCACUCCACACCUAUAAAGCGAAGCUUGACCUUUGGGUACUCACUAUCAUAAAGGGCGAACGAACAUACAUGUCUUUCAUCGCGUAUUUAGCGUGUGCUCGUUUCCGGCUAUUACAUGGUGACUACCUCCCGACGUCGAUCCCAUAUCUGUUCGUGGCUGGUGUUUAG
Penicillium taxi is the source of this 444-nucleotide messenger RNA. RefSeq lists its product as uncharacterized. Bases 1 to 444 code for a protein of 147 amino acids. The record is from RefSeq and is a predicted model, not a curated record. The transcript has 2 exons. NCBI's taxonomy places the organism in Eukaryota, Fungi, Ascomycota, Eurotiomycetes, Eurotiales, Aspergillaceae.